AUGGCGAACACCACAGUAAGUCCCAGCUCCGCUCGAAGAAAUUCUAGCUCACACUCUCAGCAGCGUACCCAGCAGGUCCCUCAACAUGUGACUGCAUUGCUCUCCCAUCUCACCUCUCGCCCGGGCGUACAAUCGACCCUGAUCCUUUCCCGCAAAGACGGCUCCAUCAUCCAAAGCACAGGACAGCUAGCAGCGCCAACCUCUCUCGAGAAUAGUUCCUCGCGCCCUCCGAUUUCUUCUCCCUCUGAACCCAACCCUCUCUCCGCUCAAUCUACCGACUCCUCCCCUGCCUCGCCUGCUCUCGCCUGCUUCGGCACUGGGGUUUCCCUCGCGCGACCUGCUUUCGGCGAGUCACCGGCAACAGGGGAGGCCACCCAGGAGUAUGGGGUGGGCAAGGGCCCGCGGGAGGAGGAUCGGGACGGUGAUGCGGGUCGCGAAGAGGAUGACGAGGUGAAGCUGCUCCGGAUGCGCACGCGAAAACAUGAGAUUGUCGUCGUACCGGACCGGAAGUAUCUGCUGUGUGUUGUACACGACGCUGCUCCUGGGCCUGCGACGAGUACGCGCUCUCGGUAA
Penicillium nucicola is the source of this 573-nucleotide messenger RNA. RefSeq lists its product as uncharacterized. The transcript has 2 exons. Gene Ontology annotation, biological process: microtubule-based movement. Bases 1 to 573 code for a protein of 190 amino acids. The record is from RefSeq and is a predicted model, not a curated record. NCBI's taxonomy places the organism in Eukaryota, Fungi, Ascomycota, Eurotiomycetes, Eurotiales, Aspergillaceae. Gene Ontology annotation, molecular function: dynein intermediate chain binding. Gene Ontology annotation, cellular component: cytoplasmic dynein complex; cytoplasm.